Molecule: messenger RNA, 3677 nt
Organism: Labrus mixtus (cuckoo wrasse)
Lineage: Eukaryota; Metazoa; Chordata; Actinopteri; Labriformes; Labridae
Gene: ftr82
Product: finTRIM family, member 82
Exons: 8
Coding region: 169-1896 (575 amino acids)
Molecular function (GO): protein binding; zinc ion binding
Source: RefSeq, a predicted model, not a curated record
CAAUCAAUAACCUCUGGAAUUCAGAAAUACAAGUAGGUCCUGUCUCUGGCAGGCUGUAACACACCGUGGAGGGCGGGCUCCCAGGCACACUCGACGACGGCUCUUUCUGCUCCUGGCUUUCUCUGUGAGUGUUUCCUCAGGCCUUGACUGUGUUGUGAGUCCAUCACAAUGGCUGACCACACUUCUCCAGACUACUUCAGUUGCACCCUGUGUCAGACCCUCCUGAGGGACCCUGUGGCGAUCCCCUGUGGCCACAGCUUCUGCAUGGACUGCAUCAGCGGCUACUGGAAUGAAGCUGACUACACAGGGAUUUACAUCUGCCCCCAGUGCAAGAUCACCUUCACCCAGAGGCCUGUCCUGAGGCCCAAUGCUACUCUGAGCAUGGUGGCGGAGAAGAUCAAGAAGAGCGGGCUGACCCUUAACCUCAGCACCUCCCAGGGGAACAUCUACGCCGGGCCCGGCGACGUCGCCUGUGAUUUCUGCUCUGGGAAGAAAAUGAAAGCUUUGAAAUCCUGCCUCAACUGUCUGGCGUCCUACUGCGAGAAACAUUCAAAGCCUCACUACGAGUCAGCCACCUUCAAGAGGCACAAGCUGGUGGACGCUCUGGCCAACCUGGACAGGAAGAUCUGCCCGCAGCACCAGAAGUCCCUGGAGCUGUUCUGUCGGACGGACCAGAUGUGUAUCUGUGCUAUCUGCACAGUCAGUGAACACAAGGGUCACGAUAUUGUGUCUGCUGAGGCUGAGAGGGGAGAGAAACAGAAACUCCUGGGAAUCUCCCAGGCUGAGAUCAGACAGAAAUGUCAGGAGAGGGUGAAGGAGCUGGACGAGCUGAAGACGGCCGUGGAUUCACUCAAGAACUCGGCUCAGAGAGCCAUGGUGGAGAGUCAGAAGAUGUUCGAGGACAUGAUCCGCUCCAUUGAGAGGAUGAGGUCAGAGGUCACCAAGCUGAUUGGAAUCAACGAGAAGGCGGCUUUCAACCAGGCCGAGGCUUUGAUCGAGAGGCUGGAACAGGAGAUCGACGAGCUGAAGAAGAAGGAGACGGGCCUCAAGCAGCUGUACAGCACCGAGGACCACAUCCACUUUCUGCAGAACUUCAACUACCUGUGCACGCCCACUGAUGACGGCUUCAUCCCCAAAGUGACUGUGAACCCCGACUUCUCCUUCGGGGCGGUGAGGAAAGCUGUGGCUGAGAUCAAGGAUCGCCUGGAGGAGUUUGGCCGAGAGGAGCUGCUGAAGAUCUCUAAAUCAGUGAACGAGGUGCCCGUGUACACGACAGAGAGCCGGACGUUGGACAGAAGGAGCAGAGGCAAGGAGGUCAUGACAGUGGACAACACUCCUCCUCCCGAGCCGAAGAACAGAGCAGAUUUUGUGAAGUACUUCUGCCAGCUGAAGCUGGACCCGUGUACAGCCUACAAGGAGCUGUACAUCUCCGAAAGCAGCAGGAAGGUCAUCCGCACCAGAGACCUGCAGCCCUACGGAGAAAACACGGAGAGGUUCGACAGCUUCGCUCAGGUGCUGUGCAGGGAGGCGCUGUCCGGAGGCCGCUUCUACUGGGAGAUCGAGUGGAGCGGGGAGUUCUCCAUCGGCGUGGCCUACAAGAGCAUCAGCAGGAAGGGCAAAGGCUCGCUGUGCCUGCUGGGAUAUAACGACAAAUCCUGGAGCCUGCUCUGCUCCGACACGGGCUACUCCGCCUGGCACAACCGCGUCGACAAAGCCAUCAACGCCCCCCACUCCCCGAGGAUAGGCGUGUACCUGGACCACGCGGCGGGCGUGCUGGCGUUUUAUAGCAUAGGAAACACCAUGACCCUGCUGCACAGAUUCGAGACCACGUUUGUUGAACCUCUUUUUCCAGGCUUCGGAGUGGGAACCUCCGUCAAGAUCUGCAACAUCAAGUGAACACUGAAACUUGAGCUCUCUCUUCCUCCCCCCCCCCCCACACACAACUUUCUCACGACUUACAGCAACACUUCCUGGAUAUAUAAAGGCUAUACAUAUAUAUAUUUUUGGAACUUCUUUAAACUCCACCACUCCACAUAACUGAAGUUCUAUCGCUUAAUUUGUGUCCCUGCCAAACAUGUAAAUAGUUUUUCUAACUCUACACAUCACUCUUUUUUGCAUUUGUCAAAUCACAUGCUGAUAGAUUUCUAUGUUUCAUUGAAAAGCAUGAUAACUGCAUAACCACUGAGUAGCUACAAUAUAAAGAAAAGUGUUAUUCCCUUUAUCACCUGAUAAUACCUGCAAGAUAGUAAUUGAAGAUGUCAGUAUCUAUUAAACCUCUAAGUGUUAUCUGUUCCCACAUAAAGCCCACUUAAAGUUCUCUUACAGCUACACAGUAUACCGUAAAACUUCUAAUAGAAGCCCCUCCCACUUUAAGGCCCAGUCCCUUUCACUUGCCUGGUGAUGCUGCACGUUUUGACGAACAAAGGCAGGUCUCGGUCAGAGGCUCCUGUGCAGAGGUGGCGUGGCCGCCGCUAGUAAUUUGAUUGGCCGCCCCAGGUUCCACCCCAAAACUCUUAAUAUGUGAUUGGCUAAUAGCCCUGUCAGAGGCGGGACUUAUGUUGAAACCAACUACAAGGUCUAUUUUUACUAGUUUUCUUUACAUAUCAAAGCAGCAUAUUUCUGUUUCAUAAGACAGGCGCAUGUGAAAGUAAUGCACUCUGUCUUACUUGCAAUGAACUACCUGGCGAUGUCUCGGGACCAGAACAUUGUAAGUGACACUGUGCAUGCACUUUUUUAAGUACUCUAAAUCGUGUCUUUGAACACGCCUCUCACCACAAAAUAAGCUACUGUUGCCAUUAUCUUGUGUUCUAAAGUAGAAAGGAUUGGUGAGGUUAGAAAGGGUGAAUCAUUGAUAUUUAUUGGUGUGUGUUUGUGCGCACAUCACGCUUCAGUCCACGUCCAGCGCUGCAGACGUCUCAGCGCCCCUGUUGGGUCACCCAAGUCAAAAACAGUGUGGACACGCCCCUGCUCCUACGCGAUCAGCGUUGAAAUAAUUUGUGGAUCAAAAAUAAGUACAAAUAGCAGCAAAAAAAAGCAAAGAUGAACUUCAACAUCUGUCCAAGAAACACAGAAUAAUGCUCGCAUGUGAUUCAUUUAAUUUUGAUAUUGACAUACUACUUUUGUGCACAGUAAAAUAUUGUUUCUGGUGUAAAUAUACAAUUCCAUCUUUCCCAUCUUUGCUGUGCACGAGUUUGGUUUGACGCUUGUCCCAAACUAAAGCGGGGUCAUUUUAUAGACUGAAGUGAAUAACAUAGCCUGGGCUUUUAUCAGAAGUUUUACGGUAAUUUCUCCAUAAAGGGAGUCACCCCUCUCUCUGAUAACAGGUCUGUUUGUGUUUCAUGAGCCAUUACAUUACAUAUAUUCAUUUAUCUGAACCCCGUUAUGAUCAGUAAGAGUUCUUGUUGUCCAUGUUGGUGCGUAAACGUGUGUUGUGUUCAAGUCGACACAUUCAGAAGAACAUUUCACUCUGUCCUGUUUUCACAUAUUAUCUAAUCGUUGUCGUAUCAGCUGUUAAGUUUGCUCACAGUUUUGUUCACUUGGACUAACCUUUAUUUAAUUUUAUCUACAUGUUCUUAAGUAUAACGGACAUCCAGAGAAUAAUUGGUAUCAACAAAAAAGACUUCUUUUGUAACAAAAUUGUUCAUUAAAAGUUCGAAAUAAAGAGCUAAAAGAAAGAA